This is a messenger RNA of Octodon degus (degu), 872 nucleotides long. It is a transcript of the gene Catsperq, whose product is annotated as transmembrane protein 249. The coding region runs from base 1 to 777 and encodes 258 amino acids. The transcript is spliced from 7 exons. NCBI's taxonomy places the organism in Eukaryota, Metazoa, Chordata, Mammalia, Rodentia, Octodontidae. The record is from RefSeq and is a predicted model, not a curated record.
AUGGCUAACCUAUAUGAGGCCCAGUCUGAACUGUUCCUUGGUUUCAUUCCCCUGUGGACUGUUCCUUCUCAGGCUACAGUCCUGGAGAUUUUGUUCCAGAAUACCAAGGGCUGGGCUAGUGGCCUGCCCACAUCCUCCACUGGCAACCGCUUCCAGCUCUGGUCCCUGAGCCUCUCCAGAACAGAGCGGCAUCUUGCCAGGCGCCUCAAGAAUAACAGCUUUUACCCAUUCACCCAGCAGCAACCUGGCGUCCUUGUGCUAGAGUAUUACCUGGAUACACUCUGGAAGGGGACCCUGCUCUUCGUCGUCUGCCUGGUCCUGGUCAGCUUAGACAUCCUGUGGCAGGCGGAGAAGCAGGUGACCUGGGCCGUCUCGGCCUAUGGCAUGUGCGUGGGCCUGUGGCUGCUGAUCUCAUCGCUGCCUCUGCGCCGUUUGGUGCUGAACCACACGCGCGGCAUGUACCACUUCUCCAUCCGGGGUCGCACCGUGUGCCAGGGGCCCAUGCACCUGGUCUAUGUGCGCCUGGCGCUCAACUCCGACGCCAAAGGAAGGCGCUUCUUCCAACUGGUCCUCUGCGGCCACAAGCUGGAGCCGCUGGUGCUGAUUCAGCUGUCAGAGCGCUACGAACACAUGGAAUAUCUGGGCCGUCACAUUGCUCGGAAACUCAGUAUCAACUACUUCGACUACCUAGUCACAUCUUACCGGCACGAGAUCCGCCACUGGCCGCUGGGGGCCGCCUUUAGUCCAGGGAUCGUGACACGGAAGGACCACAUCUGAAAAAAAGACUGGCUGCUUUGCAGCGAUCUGGAUUUGUGACCUGAAGCCUGUCUGGCUUCAGCCCCUAUCUGCUAGCUCUGGGAGACCUUCCACAU